GGCUUUCCAGCGCUAGGCCUCAGUCUGGGCGUGACUACGCUGCGCGGUGCGUCUGUCAGUCGGACUGUCCGCCUCGACCACGAGUGGGAACACAGUGCGUUCUAGUGACUGUGCGAUACAUACGGCCCUGCGUCCCGGGGCUUAGCGACCAACCGCGCUCUAAGCCGCAAGCACCAAAAAAAAAAAAAAAUAAAAUAAAAGUGCGCAGUGCGCCAACGAGAAGACACGGGGCUUUCCACAACGAACAUAUCGAGAGGAUACUUGGAGCCAGUCUUCGCCGCAGAGACUGCCGCCGAAAGAGUCCCGCCGCAACCACACGACCCCGCUCACUCACAUUCCCCGAGCUCCGCAGCGGCUCGGACCCCGACAGUCGGCUUGACCCCCCGCCGUCGCCCUUCUAUGAGUGCGUGCUGCGGCCGCGGCGCGGCGACCGUGACCACGUCCUGACCAGCGCCGUCGACGUCGUCGGCCCGUAGCUACCACCUGCUGCUCCUCCGCCGCCACCAGCACCACCAGUUCUCCGCGGCGACACCCACCAUGCACAUCGAGGUCCAGGUGGCGCUCAACUUCGUCAUAUCCUACCUGUACAACAAGCUGCCGCGGCGGCGCGUCAACAUCUUCGGCGAGGAGCUGGAGAAGGCGCUCAAGGACAAGUUCUCGGGCCACUGGUACCCGGAGAAGCCGUUCAAGGGCUCGGCGUUCCGCUGCCUGAAGACGGGCGACCCGGUGGACCCGGUGCUGGAGCGCGCCGCCCGCGAGAGCGGCGUGCCCAUCCAGGACGUGCUGGAGAACCUGCCGCAGGAGCUGGCCGUGUGGGUGGACCCGGGCGAGGUCAGCUACCGCAUCGGCGAGAAGGGCGCCGUCAAGGUGCUGUUCAGCGAGCAGGCAGACCCGCACGACGAGUCGUCGGCGGACCGCGAGGUGACGCGCACCUUCAACCCGGAGGCGCAGUGCUUCAGGCCCAUCGAGGCGGUGGGCUCGAGUCUGGGCGGACUCAGCCUGUCGCCCGGGGGCGGUCACCGAGCCCCCUCGCCCUUCUCCGCGGCGCCCGCCUCUCAGCCCGCCGCCGCCCAGCAGCCAGCCGCCCCCGCCGCCGCCGUGCAGCAGCAGCAGCCCGCCCCCGCCGCCUCGUCGGCGCCCUCGCCCACCGCGCUGUCCGCCUCCUCCUACAAGGGCUCGCCCAGCCCCGUGGCGGCCUUCAUCCCGCGCUCCACGGCGCCGCUCACCUUCACCACGGCCACCUUCGCCCAGACCAAGUUCGGCAGCACCAAGCUCAAGACGAGCAGCAAGCGCGCCAACAGAAUGUCGCCCACGGAGUUCUCCAACUACAUCAAGCAGCGCGCCAUCCAGCAGCAGAUACACCACCACCAUCACCACCAACAGCAGCACCACGCGCCGCCGGCGGCGCAGACCUCGCCGUCGGGCCGCUCGCUGUCCCCGGGCGGCGGCGGCGGCGGCGGCGGCGGCGGCGGCGUCGACCCGGCGACGGGCUACUUCUUCCAGCCGGGCCCCGCCUACCACCCGCAGUUCCAGUCCUACCUGCCCGAGCUGUACCCGGCCGCCGCGCGGUCCUACCUGGACCCGCACCAGUUCUACGGCGCGGCCCCCGGCGGCGGUGGCCCCGUGCCCGCCUCCGCCGCCGCCUCCGCCGGCGUCUCCCAGGACAAGCAGCAGCAGCAGCAGCAGCAGCAGCUGCUGGACGGGCUCAACAGCUUCGGGCUGGGUUCUGUGGCGCCCUACCCGCCCAGCCCCUACCAGCACCUGCUGGUCGCCAACUAACCCCGCCCCCUCCGCCCCCCCUCGUAGUCGAGUCCGCCUAACUGCCCACCAGACCCCCGACCCGCUUGGCACCACUCGCCUCCUGUCCAGUAACCGUCUCUGUUCUCGGCGAGAGUCUGCGCACCCUGUGGCACCCGGUGACCUGAUCGCAUCACCAAUACUCUGUGGAAGGUGGCAUGUCCCACUCCCGACCCCGCCUGGGACGGGCUCUCGUCUCUUAACCACAAAGAGCCCACCCGCACUCCUACGGUUUUUUUUUUUUUGUUUUCAACUACUGCAUAUGCGUCGCACGGGUUUUCACUUUUAUUUAAAAAUAUUUUUACCCUCCAGUACCUGGCGGGCAAUUCGCUGCUGGACUUAGCGAAAGUUAAAAACAUUAGACGUGUAAUGUAUUUUGUAUCGCGGUACGGAGCAGUUAACAACUGUUUGGUUUCACGUUCUGGUCGUGUACAGUCGAUUCUGAACCAGAGAAAGGUAUUGAUUGAGAGUGGGAGAGAAAAAAAAGAAAACUAAAAACUAUGUAAAGUUUUGAUAAUUUAUUUUUUCACUGGAUUAGGAAAUAGGAUAUAAAACCUUUUAAAAAGGAUGUAUUAAAUAUAAUUAACUUUUGCAUAUAUAUGUACAUAAUAUCAGGUUUUUGUAAAGUUGACAGUGAUCACCUCUAGUCUUUUGAGUGCACCAUUCUUUCCGGUUUUAGUUGGUUUUUGUGUGUUAGUUCAAGUGGCCACUAUGAUCUUAUUACUAAGCCAUUUUUAAGUCUCAGGUUUGCGAUGAUGGUGUGAAUUGGACAAUUUUUUUUAAUUAUAAUAUGUUUUCCUGCUUUGUUUUACACGAGUUUUUUCUUACAAGUAAUUUACAUUCUCAUAACAUGCAUGAAAAUUUUAUUAUCAAUCAUUAUUGAAUAUAUUUAGGUUGUCUAUCAUUCUAAUUUUUUAAUGCAGCAGUUGAGUUUUGAGUACUAUCCUGGUACACGACCGUGUCAACAAAAACCAUUUUUACUUAAAAUAUUAUAACUGCAGAGCAGAACAAACUAAAAAUUGUGCGUGUAAAAGGGCCAGGGACAACUUAUUUCCGUAACUUUUGCGGUCUGCAACUAUUUGCUUGAGAUGCUUAUUUCAACGUUAGUGCCAUAAAGCAACUGAAGCCGAUUGCUGUUUAGGCAGACGAAAGAUUUGUCAGAAUCGGGCAAUUUUUCAGAAGUGUUAAUUCAUCCUUCAUUGUACGGAAGAAAAUGUUUGCCGAAUUCAAAAGAUUAAGCGUUUGUCGGUUAGAAUGUAUGUCUUGGGGCAAACGUUUGCUAGGUAAGUGAUGGACUUCAAUAAGUACAAAAACAUACUGUAGCGCAGCAGUCGAGUAAGGUACGUUUAUAACUGGCUUGGCUAAAUAAUGUGUCUGAAAUGUGAUAUCCUACAUUGUACGCGGGUAACAAGUCUGUUCCGCGUGACUUAUCUCGUAUUUGACAGUUCUAAAAAAAAUUAUAAUAAAGUACCACUGAUCUAUACGCGUACUUCUGCCUCCUGUUCUGUCAACAGUGUUCGUAUGGUUGUCGGUAUACGUGAACAGACAUCAUGUGAUGGUUGGCAAGUACCGCUGGUACUUUUGUUUUGUGAUUUGUCGAAUUUGACGCAAGUCACGUGGCACAUACUUAAUCUUGUGAUGUGCUUCCAGUCACCGUUGACGGUCAGAAUGUCUGGUGCUCUCGCUGCUACUGUUCUAACUAGACGAACGACAUACAAGGUAUACAAGUAUACAGGUAUACCCGGUUCAUCUUACUUAAAAAAUGCCGUACAGAUUGCAGAAAUAUUUCCACAAGUGUGGGCAGUGUUCCGCAGACGCUUCAGCGAGGUUAUUCGAAUUGCCCUACAGUUCAGGCUCGUUCGGGAGGAACAUAUUUAGUGAGAGCUUGCUGGGUCGAGCUAGUAUUUUCUGUUGAAAACAUCACAGUUUUAUGGUAGUAGGUGUUUGGUGUAUUAUUUUUUUUCAAUGGCGCACCAUGGCAUAUGUUAGUACAUACUCGUGUACAUAAUGAGUGUUAUCUAACAGAAACAUUUUUAAAUUCAAUUCCUGAAUGAGCAUGAUGCAAUUUUUUUUUGUGUUGUCCAUUGGUUAGUUCCUGGAAGUAGAUAGAGAUGUGUUUGUUGCAUUUAUUUUGCAAUGAGCUAUCUACAAUUUCAGGAUUUUUUUCUUCUUCUUCGAAAUUUGCGCCAUUGAUUGCGAUGUAAAUGUGUAUAGCACUCGCGUGCUUGAUGCAUGGCUCGGCACGGCAUUGUCAAAUGCAUCAGUAUCGUAGUUCAUUUACUCAAAAGUAGUUUGAAGUUGUUAUUGUGUGUUGUUAUAAAUCUAAACCCAUUUGUAUAUUUGUGUCUGAGAAUAUUUUUUAUCUUUUAUAGACAUAUUAUUUCUACUAAGAAUUUUAGGAAACAUUAAAGUUUUGGUAAGGCCAGUUGUAAGUAUUUGCAAUUUUUUUUACAUUUUAUAUGUUUUUGCAGUUUAUUUUUAUAUGAUUAAUUAUAAAAAAAUAACAAAAAAGUAAACAAGCUGUUUACGUUUAUGUUGUAAAAAUGACACUGUUUUGUAUUCUUUUGUGGAUUGAUAUAGAAGCCAAUAGCUAACUGUAGGAUAGAGGAUACGGAACUAAGCUAUAAACAUUGUUUAGUUGAUGUCUAGUCUGCUUCUAUUCAUUCCCACAGAAGAUAGAUACGCAUGUUACUUCCAGUCCCAAACUGUUGUUGCUGUUAUUGUGGUGGGAUCUUUCUCACAACAGUAGACGUUUAUUUUAGUUGUUUUUGGUUUAUAAGUGUUAGGUUUUGUUUUCUUCGCCUUCUAAUGUUGAUGUUCUGUCAAAUAGAUAUUUUUGCAUACUUUUGUAAAGUUUUGUGACAAAUAAAUUGAAUGGAAUUUUU
Messenger RNA from Bacillus rossius redtenbacheri, 4682 nucleotides. RefSeq names its product protein Tob1-like. The record is from RefSeq and is a predicted model, not a curated record. Gene Ontology annotation, cellular component: nucleus; cytoplasm. Gene Ontology annotation, biological process: regulation of gene expression. Lineage: Eukaryota; Metazoa; Arthropoda; Insecta; Phasmatodea; Bacillidae. Bases 538 to 1779 code for a protein of 413 amino acids. Gene Ontology annotation, molecular function: transcription corepressor activity. The transcript has 3 exons.